Messenger RNA from Triticum turgidum subsp. durum (durum wheat), 2211 nucleotides. Lineage: Eukaryota; Viridiplantae; Streptophyta; Magnoliopsida; Poales; Poaceae. The record is from the annotation of a GenBank genome assembly.
AUGUGCCAUGCCACCGCAGGUACAGAGGAAAUAGAGUAUACGAUGGAGAACGAGUCACAGCACUCAAGUACGACACCAAGGGAUUUUACAUUCCAAUUGUUAAAGCAAAUUACAAAUGAUUUUUCCGAGGACAACAGAAUUGGUGUUGGCGGGUAUGGAGUAGUCUACAAGGGAACGCUCGACAAUGGUGAAGUGAUUGCUGUGAAGAAGCUUUAUUACAAGCAUCCAGGACUUGACAGCGACAAGCAAUUUCAGAAUGAGUGUACUAACCUUAUGAGGGUUCGUCAUCAAAAUAUAGUAAGAUUGGUUGGCUACUGCCAUGAAAUACGUCAUAAAUGCGUAGAGCACAAUGGGAAAUAUGUUUUUGCUAUGGUGGAAGAUAGAGCUCUCUGCUUUGAAUACUUGGAGGGUGGAAGCCUUGACAAACAUCUCUCGGACGAAUCCUGCGGAUUUGGUUGGCACACGCGUUACAAAAUCAUUAAAGGAAUUUGUGAGGGAUUAAAUUACCUUCAUAAUGGAUCAAAAGAAUCAAUUUUCCAUCUGGACUUGAAACCAGCCAAUAUAUUGCUGGAUAGGAAUAUGAUGCCAAAGAUAGGAGAUUUUGGUCUGUCCAGACUCUUCGAUUCAACAGAAACCUGUUCCACCAAAGGAAUUAUAGGAACACCUGGAUACAUGCCACCAGAAUACAUCAAUAGGUUCCACAUCACACCAAAGUUUGACGUAUUCAGUUUGGGCGUUACAAUCAUAAAAAUAAUGGCAGGACACCAGGGCUACUCCAACUUUGCGGAUAUGUCUUCCCAAGAAUUUAUUCAACUUGUACAUGGAAACUGGGAAAAGGCGUUGCGGACAACUGUGUUGUCAGAUACAUCACAUGGAGUUAAGAAAUGCAUUGAAAUAGCAUUAAAAUGUGUGGAGGCUGACCGAGCGAAAAGGCCUACUAUAGCCGAGGUUGUGGAUGAAUUGAGUAAGAUUGAUACUACCAUUAUCGAUGAACUAAAUAAGAUUGAUACAGCCAGAAGUUCAACAAUAGAGCAGGUCACCAAUCUACGAAGCAAUCAGGCCUUCAACCCAUGUGUAAACUCAGGAAUGUUUGCAAAAGAUGGGAGUAUGAUUAGUUCCUGCAGCAGUCGAGCCACUCGAGCCUCUUCGGAUUCGGUGCUUCUAAGCACGAAUAUUAAAUGCCAGAUCUUGCCAUCAGCCAGUGUUAAAAUCUUCAGUUAUGAUAAUCUCAGGUUAGCCACAAGGAGGUUCCGUGCUAACACAAUGACCGGUGAAGGAGGAUUUGGAUGUGUAUGUAAAGGAUGGAUUGAUGAGAACACAUUUUCACCUUGCAAACCUGGCACUGGUAUACCUGUCGCAGUGAAAAGAUUCAACCCGGAGAGUUUGCAAGAGCACCAAGAAUGGUUGGCAGAAAUUAAUCACCUAGGUCACCUUUCCCAUCCCAACCUUGUGAAGCUAUUUGGCUACUGCUUAGAGGAUGAGUACCGGCUACUCGUUUACGAGUUUUUACCACAUGGGAGCUUGGAAAAUCAUCUUUUCAGGAGAGGCUCAUGUCAACCUCUUUCAUGGAACAUGAGAAUGAAAGUUGCACUUGGAGCUGCAAAAGCACUAGCUUACCUUCACAGUACAAAUAUUAUUGUUAGAGAUGUUAAGAAUUCCAAUAUUCUCCUUGACACAGACUAUAACGUGAAGCUCACCGGUCUUGGAUUGGCAGUUAAUGGUCCUGUUGGUGAGGAGAGUCAUUUAUCUACGAGGAUUAUGGGAACAUAUGGUUAUGCAGCUCCAGAAUAUGUGGCAACAGGCCGACUUACACAGAAGUGUGACAUCUAUGGCUUUGGAGUAUUGCUUCUGGAGAUGUUGUCAGGUCGCCGUGCCCUUGACCCGAACCGACCAGCAGAGGAGCAACACCUUGUGGACUGGGCCAGACCAUAUCUCAAACAUAAGCACAAGAUACGUUGUAUCAUAGAUGCCAAGCUAGGAGGUAUUUACUCAUUCGGUGCGGUGCAGAAAAUCGCUGCCCUUGCCCUCGAGUGCGUUUGCUUGGACCCCAAAAAGAGGCCGACCAUGGACUCGGUGGUCUCUGUCCUUGAAGGUGUUCAGGAAGCCGAGGAACCAGAAGCAGCGGAGCACCAGGAAUCAAACAAAAAGGUCACUGCGAGCAGGAAGAACGGCAAAUCUCGCUGGAAUAUCUUCGGAGGGGGGCCGUCGUGA